AUGGAGGUGGUGGAGGUGGUGGAGGUGGAGUACUUCGACUCCCUGCACGACUACUACCAGCUCUACUUAUUAUCCACCAUCUUCGACCUCAACUUCGUGUACCACUUCUACGAGCUCGACCUAUUAUCCUCCUCCACCUCCGUCCUCCUGGUCCUCCUCCACUUCGAUUUACACGCACACUCCGCCUUCGUCGACUUCAACCUCCUGCUCUACGUCAACUUCUAUCUAUACACCACCCCCACCACCUCCGUCCUCAUCGUCGUCCUCCACUUCGAUUUACACGCCUCCUCCUCCACCUCCGUCUUCGUCGACUUCAACCUCUUGCACUACAUCAACUUCAAUCUAUACACCACCCCCACCACCCCCACCACCCCCGAGUUCGUCGUCGAGCUCUUCACUGAGUUCUUCUACCACACCUCCACCGUCCUCGACUUCGACGUCGUGCACAACGUCGACUACGUCUUCUUCGUCGUCUACGACCUCAAUCUAUACACCGCCUCCGCCGCCCCCGACUUCAACUUCAUGUACGACGAGCUCCACAACUACUCCACCGCCGCCGCCGUCCACAUAUUCUCACCCGCCUCCUCCGACGUGGAACACAACAUCUCACUCGCACCCUCCACCGCCUCCUCCAUCGUCAACUCCCUCGACUACAACGCUUCCUCCGCCUCCUCCACCACCAUCGUCAACCUCAUGGACGACGAGCUCUACGAGUCUUCCACCGCCACCGCCGCCCCCGACUUCAACUUCAUGUACGACGAGCUCCACAACUGUCCCACCGCCGCCGCCGCCGUCCACCCAUUCUCACUCGCCUCCUCCGGCAUGGAACACCACAUCUCACUCGCACCCUCCCCCACCCCCGACGUCAACCCCUUGCACUACCAGCUCGACAACUGUUCCCCCCCCAUCAACUUCUACUCCAUGUACUACCUCAACUCCCGUCACUUCAAAGACGACUAUCACCUACACUACCAUUUCGACACUCACGACAUGCAUCCCGCUACUCCUCCGGCACUCACCACUACAAUCUGGGUUCCUCCUCCGUACACGCAUACCACUGACAUCAGCACUUUCACGACAACAACUUACAUCGUGACUAAGCCGUGUGCUGCUUGUGCUCCGGAGACGAGCUACUAUACCACCACAACUUGUGUCACAAACACCCCGGUGCCGCCAACUUACACUGUGCCCACUGUUGUGACUAGCAGUGUUACGGUGAUUGUUCCUCCAGCAGUGUCUACCAGCGUCACAGUUGGUGUCCCCCCAGCGUCAAGUACUGUAGUAACAGUCUCUACCCCUUCAACCAAUGUGACUGUUCCUACUGCUCCAGCUACUACUCCUUCUACUACUGCACCACCACUUUCUACUGGUGCUGCGGGUAUUAAUAGGCCCAACAUGAUUGGCUUCGUCGCCGUCGUUGCUGGUCUGAUCGUUCUUGCUUAA
Molecule: messenger RNA, 1443 nt
Organism: Morchella sextelata
Lineage: Eukaryota; Fungi; Ascomycota; Pezizomycetes; Pezizales; Morchellaceae
Exons: 6
Coding region: 1-1443 (480 amino acids)
Source: RefSeq, a predicted model, not a curated record